This is a messenger RNA of Cooperia oncophora, 1200 nucleotides long. The record is from the annotation of a GenBank genome assembly. NCBI's taxonomy places the organism in Eukaryota, Metazoa, Nematoda, Chromadorea, Rhabditida, Trichostrongylidae.
AUGACGGUCUACGUGCCGGAAAAAGACGAGUCGUUCGACAUUCUGGAAAUCAUUGAAAAACCGGUGUUCCUCGAUUUCCACCGACAGACGCUCAAUCUGUAUUGCAAGCUGGCAAGUCACGGCAAUCAAAAGGUAGCGCACAUUUUAUGUUCACAUGUGGACGAAGACCAGAUCAUGUACGCCGUGAAAAGCCAUUAUUUGUCCGGGCCUAUGCGUCAAGGAUUCCACGACCUGCUCAUUGCACUUCAUCUCCAGACUCAUGCCAGUGCACGUCUUUCGAUGAGCAGAGAAUAUGUUAUCCCACUAUGCGAACAGCUACAAAAUCAGAAUGUGUUCGAUCCGGACACGGAGACUCGGUAUCCUCAAAUUAUGGGUGAUGUCUACUCCAUGCUACCUGUUAUGGUCGCAGAGCCAGUGAAAUCACAAGUUCCAGUAGCAGACGAAACGAAUUUCAGAUUCACACGGGAUGAAGAAAUGAAGCUUUUACCACCUGCUAUCAAUUUCGAUGCACUCAAAGCUCAUGUGAUGAGCGCUAUGGAAAGCGCUACGCGACAUGCUGUGAUGAACUGUCGCGACUUGAUCGGUGGCGAUAACAGAAGUCACUUCGAGCCCCUGAUGAAACUGUUUGACUGCUUGCUGGUCAUUGGUUUGUUCGAUGACACCGAACUGGAAGCCCUUCUGCAGAUGAUUCAUCCGGCAGCCUUUGACCCCAACUAUGAGCCUGGUACUACCAAAAAAGGUCUGACAGAAAUCGAACUCGAAGAGCAUGUGAAGAUUCAACUAGUGAACAUCCUUGACCAUCUAUGUGACACACAGCUUCGACAUCGUAUCGAGUCGCUUAUUGGAUUUACCGAUGGAUUUGUUGGUGAUCUCCAACAAGACCAAUGCAAAAGAUACAUGGAUAUCAAGCAAACUGACAUGCCACCGGCGGAAGCUGCAAAGAAAACGAAGGAGUUCCGUUGCCCGCCCAAAGAACAAAUGUUUAGACUUCUCAAGUGCAAAGUGGAAAAAGAGGAAAAAGAAGUGCUGCUUGAAGAUGAAGUCGAGUACGAUCAGUGUCCCAUGGCUGAACAUCUCCAAGAACAGCUGAGAGACUACUGCGCGUUACUUGUGGAAAGAAUCGGAAACUCUGACGAAGCGACUGAAGAGGAACGUCAAAGCCUCAUUGAGACCGAUGAGGGCUCAUGGGUAAGGAGUUAG